Molecule: messenger RNA, 2330 nt
Organism: Calliphora vicina (urban bluebottle blowfly)
Lineage: Eukaryota; Metazoa; Arthropoda; Insecta; Diptera; Calliphoridae
Gene: gish
Product: casein kinase I gish
Exons: 11
Coding region: 139-1566 (475 amino acids)
Biological process (GO): endocytosis; signal transduction; positive regulation of canonical Wnt signaling pathway
Cellular component (GO): nucleus; plasma membrane; cytoplasm
Molecular function (GO): ATP binding; protein serine/threonine kinase activity
Source: RefSeq, a predicted model, not a curated record
AAAAUAAACUCGACAACAAAAACAAAACAACGUUAUCUUCAUUAUUAUUUUUUUUUCUCCUUCUACUUGUUCAUCACAAAAUAUAGACGUCGUCGUUAACGUUAUCGUUGAUUUUUUGCUGUGGUCGUUGUAAACGAAAUGCAACGACGUGAACCACGACAAUCAGGUGGUGGUGGAACACAGCCUGCUGGUACAUCAGGAGGCGGUGGUGGAGGCGGCGGGGGAGGAGGCGGUGGCGGAGCUAGCGCAUCAGCUACCGCUCGAAACGCAGUCAGUUCCGGCAACAUGUAUUCCGCCCGCCAAUCUGUAAGCACCUCCACGGGGGUUCUUAUGGUCGGACCAAAUUUUCGUGUCGGUAAAAAAAUUGGCUGUGGUAAUUUUGGAGAAUUGCGUUUAGGCAAAAAUCUGUACAACAAUGAACAUGUAGCAAUAAAAAUGGAGCCUAUGAAGUCAAAGGCUCCCCAACUACACUUAGAGUAUAGGUUUUAUAAACUAUUAGGAUCACAUGAUAAUUGUCCAGAGGGUAUACCCCGUGUUUAUCAUUUGGGCACAUGUGGUGGCCGUUACAAUGCCAUGGUAUUAGAAUUAUUGGGACUGUCUUUAGAAGAUCUCUUCAAUAUUUGCAACCGUAAAUUUUCACUUAAGACUGUACUGAUGAUUGCAAAGCAACUUCUCCACCGGAUCGAAUAUGUUCAUAGUCGGCACUUAAUUUAUAGAGAUGUUAAACCAGAAAAUUUUCUAAUUGGUAGAACAUCAACGAGACGAGAAAAAAUUAUCCACAUAAUUGAUUUCGGUUUGGCCAAAGAAUAUAUUGAUUUAGAUACAAAUAGACAUAUACCAUAUCGGGAACACAAAUCAUUGACUGGUACAGCGCGAUAUAUGUCUAUAAAUACACACAUGGGCAGAGAGCAAUCUAGACGUGAUGAUUUAGAGGCAUUAGGUCACAUGUUCAUGUAUUUCUUAAGAGGUUCACUGCCAUGGCAAGGUCUUAAGGCCGAUACACUUAAGGAAAGAUAUCAAAAAAUUGGUGAUACUAAACGAGCAACACCCAUUGAGGUACUUUGCGAUGGUCAUCCUGAAGAGUUUGCCACAUAUUUACGCUAUGUGAGGCGAUUAGAUUUUUUUGAAACGCCCGAUUAUGAUUUUCUGCGAAGACUGUUCCAAGACUUAUUCGAUCGUAAAGGCUACGUGGAUGAUGGAGAAUUCGACUGGACAGGGAAGACAAUGUCAACGCCGGUUGGUUCUUUACAGACAGGUCAUGAAGUUAUCAUUUCACCAAAUAAAGAUCGUCAUAAUGUUACAGGCAAGACAAAUGCCAAAGGAGGUGUUGCUGCGUGGCCAGAUGUACCUAAACCAGGUGCUACACUGGGCAAUCUUACGCCUGCCGAUAGGCAUGGUUCUGUACAGGUUGUGAGUUCGACAAAUGGUGAAUUAAAUGCGGACGAUCCCACUGCUGGUCAUUCAAAUACUCCCAUAACACAACAGCCUGAAGUCGAGUUGGUCGAUGAAACAAAAUGUUGUUGUUUCUUUAAACGAAAGAAGAAGAAAUCAUCACGUCAAAAAUGACUAGAUGGUGUCCAAUGUAGUCCAGAACGCGAAGCAGUUACUUUGCUACGCGCCACUUCACAUUCAAAUUCAAGGGAUAGCGUUUUAAAUAAUCCUAGCCAGGAUUAUAUACAACAAGCAACGUCACAGCAUACGUUGCGUUAUCCUCCAUCCGCGUCAAUGUUGACGCCUACACCAACUACUAAUACACCGACACUUCCGUUGUAAUUUACAUUUAAAAUUUAAACAAACAAAAAAAUGCAAAAAAAAAAAUAAUAAAAUUACAAAAAAAAACAUUUAAAAAAAAAUCCAUAAAAAAUAAAAAAAAUUAUAUUAUACAUUUAUUAAUUAGCAUUAUUAUUAUGAUUUAUUAUUAAACAUAAAAAAAAAUAUUUUUUUUAUUUUUAUUUUAUUAUUUUUUUUUUAAUUUACCAAUUUAUUAUUUUGCGUUAUUAUAAAUUAUUAUAAUUCUAUUAUAAAUUAAUUAAAUGAUUGAUAAUGAUUAAUUAAUUAAUGAUGAUGAUGAUGAUCAAACAAAACAAGAUUCAUAAAAGAAUGAAGUAAUUAAAAUCACAACCUACAAUUUACUUUAACAAAAUUAAAAAAAGAAAAACAUGAGAGAGCCUUAAACAAAAACUUUAAAAUAAAAACACAAGAAAAUAAACUACAAAGAAAAUAGGCGAAAAAUAUUAAUUUGUAUACAAAAAUAAAAACAAACAAACAAAAAAAAAAAAAGAAAGAAAAUAUAUAUAAAAAGAAAAUUAUUUAAAAAAAUAGCAAACAAA